AUGAGACCUCAAAGAACUUUCCCAGGAAAAAUCAGAGUUCCCUUGAGCCCUAAAGAUUCACCGAUAUCGCAUCAUACGUUUUCGAGACACCACGUUGAUUUGCCGGUUGUCCUGUCUCCUAUUAAAGAAACUAUUUUAGAGCCUAUAAUCGAUCAAGAGGAAUCGGAUAACUUAAAUAAUGACCAGGCAGUAUCUGGCAGUACCUCAUCAACGAUAUCUCCCGUUCCUCCUACUCAAAGCCUUUCUAUUCACAAUCAACUAAGUGCAGCAUUAAAGCAUCACCUGCUUGAAACACCAAAAUUAAACCCAAAAUACACAGAUCCAAAUACCCCAACCGCGCCUAAGCGAAUUAAUCGUGGGAUGUCAAGAAAUGCUCAGCACGGCUUACCACCAUCAAGAACAUCAAGUGCUUCUCCUACAAGAUGCUUGUCUUUUACAACGGACCAUUCAUAUAACUCAAAAGUGUUUCCGACUUUAAAACCAAACUUGCCAACUUAACACAUGAAGCCAGAUGGGAGUCUGGGGACCUUGUUGAAGGGUAGCAGCAUUCGGUGAGUGUGCCUGGUCGAGUUUACUUGGUCUGGUGGAGCUCAAUAUUGGGCAUGCCAACCUCAGGCUCAUAUCUAGAGCAAGGUCUUACCUCAAGCGAGGAUGGAACUUGGAAACUGGGAAGGGAUGAAUCAACAAGGUAAGAUGGGGGCGUUUGCUUGACUAUCUGGCAUUCCCUAGCCAGUUGCUCCCUGGGCUGCAAAUUUCAUCUCAUAUAGCCUGUCACUUUUUGAAUUUUCGGAGCAGGUAACAUCAUUGACGUACUGUACAUUCUAUACCUUGGGCAGCGAGUUCGGCCCUUUUCCGGGGAAGCAAUAUAAGUCUUAGGCUGUUGAGCCAGACUGGCGAGCAAGGAGUGGUGCGAAGCUUGGGACGUUAAAAGCUAUUCUCUAUAAUAGCCUUAUUAAUGAAUGUUUCCGAUUUCCUCACAGCAAGCUUUAGAGUCAUACAGUGCAGUUUUAUCAACCCUUGAAAAAGAAGAAAUUUUAAAAUAUAGCCAAGUCUAUUUCUUAAGUGCUAUAUUUGAUAAAGAAAACAUCAAAUUUGAGGACCGUGAAGGAAUGUUUAUCCCUCUUAUCGGAGAUCAUCUAGCUUAUAGAUAUGAAAUCCUAAGCGAGCUUGGAAAAGGAACUUUUGGGGUAGUGCUCAAGUGCAUAGACCACAAAAAAAAUGAAAAAGUAGCAAUAAAAAUAAUUAAAAACUCAAAGGAGUAUAAAGAGUCAGGAGAAAUUGAAGAUAGUGUUCUAAAUACACUUGAAAAUGAAGACCCAGAUGACUCUAUGUGUAUUGUUAGAAAAAAGAAAAAAUUCUAUUUUAGAGGACACUUAUGCCUAGUUUUUGAGUUACUAAGUUUGAAUUUAUAUGAAUUAUUAACUCCCCACUCCUUGAGUGAACACAAAACCAUUAGAAAAAUCCCUAUUUUUUGCCAAAAAAAAACCCUCCGUGAGUGAACAAAAAUUUUUUUAUGGAAAAAUUUUUUUAUAUAUAAGUGAUAAUUAGUAUAAUGAAAUCUAGAGCUAAUUCUGUUUAAUUUAAAACAAAUUGCUUUUUAAAACAUAAAUUUUAUAAAUUAAAUUAAUAUUUGCCUUCCAAUUUUUGCGAAUUAGGAUUUUUUUUUAAAUUUCGAAAAAAAUAUUUUUUAUAAAAUUUAUAUAUAAAUUUUUUAAAAAAAAAAAUUAACCCCUCGUGAGUGAACAAAAUUUUUUUGUUCACUCACGCAGGGGGGAGUAAGCAAAAAAGAAUCAAAAGGCAUCGAAAUGUCAUUAAUUAAACGCUUUGCAACACAAAUUUUAAUCGGUUUAAAGUAUAUCCACUCCAAAGGAAUAAUCCAUGGCGACUUAAAACCAGAAAAUAUCCUUCUAAGACAAGAAAACAAAUCAAGCAUAAAAAUCAUUGAUUUCGGCUCAAUUUGUAAAAUUGGAGAACGCUUAUACACUUAUUUGCAAAGUAGAUUUUAUAGAGCACCAGAAGUCGUUUUAGGGGCUGGAUAUAACACUCAAAUCGAUAUGUGGUCACUUGGCUGCAUUCUAGCUGAGCUAGCAUUAGGAAGGCCUCUAUUUCCAGCUGAAAACCAGCACGAAUUAAUUUUACGAAUGGUUACAGCUAAAGGAAAACCAUCUGAAAGCUUAUUGUCAAAAUCCAGAAAAAGACUUUCAUAUUUUGAUAACAAUGAUGAGCCAAUUUACACAGAAAAACGUUUUAAUUUCCCAAGUACAAAAUUAUUAUCUGAACAACUCGGAGGACUUGACUCAAAGUUUGUUGAUUUUGUACAAAAAUGCCUUGAAUGGGAUCCAGAUGAAAGGAUAACAGCUGAAUUAGGGCUACAACAUGAAUGAAUAAAAGGUGCAGGGGUUAGAAAACUUUCUAGAGUUCCGUUAUAUAGAAGAACUGUAACGGUGAAAUAA
Molecule: messenger RNA, 2453 nt
Organism: Blepharisma stoltei
Lineage: Eukaryota; Ciliophora; Heterotrichea; Heterotrichida; Blepharismidae
Source: the annotation of a GenBank genome assembly